Messenger RNA from Exophiala xenobiotica, 828 nucleotides. RefSeq lists its product as uncharacterized. Bases 289 to 609 code for a protein of 106 amino acids. The transcript has a single exon. Lineage: Eukaryota; Fungi; Ascomycota; Eurotiomycetes; Chaetothyriales; Herpotrichiellaceae. The record is from RefSeq and is a predicted model, not a curated record.
UGAGUCGGCAGCGGACGGGCUCACCCAAGGCUUCUGAGAAAGGGUGGCCGCCGUGGAUGCCCUGAUGAUGACCUCCACGCCCAACACAUACUUCAUACGCAACCGGAGCACUAACAAGCCGACGCAACCUGGCUCCAGUGUCGCGACAGUCUCGCUUUUGGCUCACAACUCGGACUCCCUGGCAAUGGACAAAGAUCUGUUACACUCAGGGGCAUAAUCGGGCUAACUUGGAAUGGCACUGUCUUCCAACAGCUCAUGUCGGGUCGAUUGAACAUACCAUGAUGUAUCAUGGCGGCCAGUUGGUUCGAGAGUCCGAGGCCUCCUUCCACCUUGAGAGGCGUGACUUUACAUCUGGCAAAGGCCUUGCUGGCAAUUGUGGUUGCCGCUGUUGGAACACUAGGACGGUGGACCUCGCGACAUCCUAUCCUAUCCUAUGAGAUGGGGCUAUCAAUUGAGGAAUGGCCGAAUAGCAGCCUAUUUUGUCAGAGACUGUAUCAAGCUAUCGCCUUCCACCCCGUCUGGCUGAAAUCUAUCCGACUUGUUAACAGCAUGAUGCAAUUUAGAAUUGCCAUGAGAGCGAUACGAAACUCUGCAUUGAGUUGCGGCUAGUUUCGCUAGGUGUGUGUGAUCUGACAACUAUGCCAACAUAUCAUGGUGAGAAAGGAGACGGGAGCACUCAGAGUUUGAUUUAUCCCAGCCAACUUAGCAAGGGACGCAAAAGGCACAUCGUCUCCUAUUUCAGGUGCAAAGGACAUAGAAGAAGAUACGGGAGCCAGGUCAUAGGAGUUAUCGUACAAUGCAAACUUGUCGUUGGUAGAAGUGUGAAAA